AUGGCGGAACAAUCGCUCGAGCGACUGGACCAGGAAAUUACGCUCCAUUUGCAACAGAUAGAUUCCAACCUCAGCUACUGUUUCAACACAAUUACCCAAGAUAUCAUCCCUCAUGUCUCCCAGUAUGGCAGCGUGUGCGAUCAGGUCAUGGACAGCUGCAACUGGCUGAAAACUAUGUUCCAGGAGGCCGGAAACCUGCAGAUAGAGGCUGUGGGAGGCCCCAACCCGCACAACAUGGACGAUACCAGCGGCCACAGCUCUCUCCAGACGCUUUUCCCCAGCAGGCCGCGUCUGGGCCCCGACUCCUCCAGCAUCGUAGCCCCUCCCGCUCCAAUUUUGGCCCCACACAUGCGUAACGCUCCCGAUUCUCCCGCCACGAUCACAACCACGGGGAAACUGCUGCAAUUGCCGGAUUCCAGCGACGACGACACUGCACGAAAGAGUGUCCUCAACAAAAAACGCGAGUCUGGCGAUCUCGAAUACGACGCAGACCACGCCACACACACACUGACGGCUCCAGACCCGGACGGUAGUACCAUGCAGCGACAACGACGGAAACGCAAGCUGUCGCUGCUCCUGCAGCAGCAGUACGGCUCCAGUUCCAGCAGCGUCGCGCCUUCGCCCGCCCAAUUGAAGCGUCCCAUCUCAUCCAGCAUCGACAGCUCGCCCAUCCGUAAGGACUCGUCCCAGCAGGUCGAAAGCACCAAGCAGAACCCGGUCGAGCCUGGCACCGUGAUCCACUUCCCGACCCGAGACGACACGUGA
This is a messenger RNA of Lachancea meyersii CBS 8951, 765 nucleotides long. NCBI's taxonomy places the organism in Eukaryota, Fungi, Ascomycota, Saccharomycetes, Saccharomycetales, Saccharomycetaceae. The record is from the annotation of a GenBank genome assembly.